AAAUAUUUUGCAGCCACACAACAACUCAUCGUAACAAAUUUUGAAAUAUUUGUUUAUGAUCCGUGAUGCAGUUGUACUAAUACAUGCAUAGAAUAAUGGAAAGUUCAAAAGAAGAACUAAGUGAGGCAAAAGAAAAAUUCAUUUCUUUGGACGAAGCAAAAAGACUUUCUCUAGAAAAUUCAGUUCGCCAUCAUGCUCGAAUGCAAGCUAUCAUCUGCUUGAUCUUAUGGAUUUCAGGAUUAAUGACGUAUUCAAUAAGUGAAUGGUACCAUUCUGAUCCUACGCAAGAACCUCUUCUAUCCAUGCCACGUCACCAAUCCACCGUUUAUCUCAGUCACUGUGGUAUUGUCAUCUGCCUCACAGGCUAUUAUGGAUUUUGGGCAGCGCUUCGACAAGUACAUUCUAUGAUUUUUGCGUUUUCUUACAUUGUAUUCAUAACUUCAGUAGCCGAAAUCUGUGGCGGUGCAGUCAUUCUUUCCUACUUGGAGCAGCCUGUUCGUGAUAAUGCCUUACGUAUUAUAGUAAACCAAACACGGGCCUUUAGCAUGGAAAAUCCGCGAAUCUUCAGGCUGCAAAUUACACUUCAAUGUUGCGGCGCCGAUUUUCCAGGGGACUGGGUGGGUUCUACAUGGUGGCUACAACAAAGAGAGAAAAAUACCAGUUUCGUCGUUCCUCCCAGCUGUUGCCUCACGGGAAGCGUUAUAAGACAAAAAGAACUAUCUUGCAAUAAAGGUCAGCCACCGUAUGAAGAGGUCUUGGAUUCUAGACUCAUACAUCAAAAGGGUUGCUCUGAUGUCGCAAAGAAACGAAGAAAGAAAUUGCUACUUACAUCAGGAAUUGUUUUCCUGUUAAACGCCACUGUUAAAAUGGUGGGUUUCUUUGGAAUCCACUGCUUUGUUAAUUCCAUUGCUGUUUCCCAGCAACAAUUAAAAGAAAUUUCAUUUGAGGAUUAUUUUGCUACGACACAUAUCUUUGCUUAAAUCUUUCUUGUCUGCAUAAAGACAUCUUUAAAAUAUUUUAUACAAACGGCACUAGGGUCAAAUCUUUGAGGUGCAUUAAAUUUUUACACGGAAAACUUAAUGCACCUCAUAAUUUUUACAUGGAAAACUUAUAUAUAUAAACCUAAAAAUAACAAAAUUUUAUAAGCCUAAAAAUAUAAUUAAAUUUAUAGGCCUAUACACAUUAAUUAAGUUUUAAGUCUGCUUGAGCUAAUUAAACGUAUAUUUAGAUUUAUUAAUUUUAAAGGUAUUAUUAACGAAACUAAUAAUUUGGACUAGCUUAAGUUUUAUAAGUUUAAUCAGAUAUAUCUGAUUUUGCAUCUACAUUGGUUAUCACGUUUUGUAACAAUUACAUAUAUCUGAUUUUGCAUCUUUGGUUUCGUAACGAUCAGAUAUAUCUGAUUUUGCAUCUACAUUGGUUAUUACGUUUUGUAACAAUUACAUAUAUCUGAUUUUGCAUCUUUGGUUUUGUAACGAUCAGAUAUAUCUGAUUUUGCAUCUUUAUAUAUCUCUAUGCAUUGUAUCUGUAGAUUCACUCGUACAUUUGCUAUUAAUUAAGAGUAAUAAAUAUUAUGAAAUAUAUUGCUGUUUUCUGAAACCUUGAAAUGUAUUCUACGUCUUGUGAUAAAACAGCACUCUAUGCUUUUGCUGUUUAUCUGACUCUGUCCAGGGUUAAAGAAUAAAUUAAGUUGCUAUUCCUAGUGUGAUACUGGCAUCAUUUUAAUUCAAUUUCAAAUGCUACUGUUCUUUUGAGAUACAUGUAUUAGUUG
Molecule: messenger RNA, 1768 nt
Organism: Stegodyphus dumicola
Lineage: Eukaryota; Metazoa; Arthropoda; Arachnida; Araneae; Eresidae
Product: CD151 antigen-like
Cellular component (GO): plasma membrane
Source: RefSeq, a predicted model, not a curated record